Molecule: messenger RNA, 1428 nt
Organism: Amoebophrya sp. A25
Lineage: Eukaryota; Dinophyceae; Syndiniales; Amoebophryaceae
Source: the annotation of a GenBank genome assembly
AUUUAAGGCAUUGAUAUUUAGAAACAGCAUUAGCGCUCGCACUGGUCCCAUUUCCAACCCAUAAAAACCUCCUUGCUUUCUAACCCCCGAUCUGCCACUAGCAACCCAUAAUUUCCUUUCUGCAAAGAGCUUUGUCUCUAAACCCCGAUCCGUAUCUGGAAUUACAACAAAAGCCGCUUACACGCCAGUCGUGGGUGUCGCACGAUGGAGAUAUUCUUGGAUGAAAACCCGAUAUUCUUUGGCGAGAUCCGGAGAGCAACUGGGCAACUAGAUUUACGGCUCCUUACUCUUAUCUUGUCCAUCUUCUUAGAAGUCAUCCUAGGAAAGAGGCUUCUAUCUCAAGCAGGAAAAAAUAGAAAAGCACCCAGGAUGCAUCUCUUCUCAGGAUGGAUUAGGCUCUAAUAGAUGCACCGGAAGAACUGUGUGAGCACUUGUUGUUCUUGACCGAAGACCAUGAGGACAUUCUGGAGAAGAUUGAAGAGCGAGAUUGGUUGCCGAGUUUGGUGCCUGAGUUAUGAGUUGAAGUUGAUCUGUCACUUAAAUAUAUAAUAUAUAAAUAUAAAUCUGUCACCUGUUAUAAAUUAAAGAAGAUGUUGACCACUGCUUUUUUUAUGUACAACUUCUACCUAGAAGAAGCUAUUGUUCUUCUGAGUACAUCAAACCGGGCAACCAGGAGAUCUAGAUUUUGAUUCUCACUAGAAGCAUUGUUCCCUCUAACCUCAAUCGGCGACCCAGAGUACAAAUGUUUAGUCCUGCAAGAAGACGGGAUAGCUGGAGACGAGUAUAAAGUACCUGGACGAAGCAAGAAGCAACUAGACGCGGAGGUAUACGAUGUCGGGAGUGGGUCUGAACUCGACGCGUUACUCGACCCCAAUGCCUUGGAACGAGAUGUAUUGGACUUGGAAGCUUUGAGUGGGAAAGAGCAGUAAUUGCACCAGAGAUGCCCACAUUUAUACAGUGUAGGACUCGACGUCCUACAGUACCAGUAGUGGUUGUGGUCGUGCCACUACAUUUUUACCAUUGAUGUCUGAUGUGGUGCUUCUCUUUCUUUCAGGUGCUUACUCUUUCUUUCAGGUGCUUCUCUUUCUUUCAGGUGCUUCUCAUCUUUCUUUCAUUCUUGACUGGGGUCGGCACUACCUGGUAAAAAUCAUAGGCCAGCAGUGGCCAAGUUGUGAGCUGGGCCGAAACAAGUCAAAUUCCUACUCUACUCGUGGUCAUGUUUAUGAGUAUGCCAACACAACGAUGUCCACAAUGGUCCCUCUUAGUAGAGAAGAACCCGGGAACAGUUAUAUUUUUGCUAAGAUAUUGAACGACGGAACAACAAGUCGUACUGAGCUGCACAACGCAAUUAUAUCAGGCGUUGAAGGCGCAUGUAGCCCAGAAGGGCGGCUAGUCGUUUUGAGUUUCCUUGCAAAGUGGGAAGGCGCU